Trichosurus vulpecula (common brushtail) is the source of this 7583-nucleotide messenger RNA. RefSeq names its product cap binding complex dependent translation initiation factor (gene CTIF). Bases 408 to 2087 code for a protein of 559 amino acids. The transcript is spliced from 12 exons. Gene Ontology annotation, biological process: regulation of translational initiation. NCBI's taxonomy places the organism in Eukaryota, Metazoa, Chordata, Mammalia, Diprotodontia, Phalangeridae. The record is from RefSeq and is a predicted model, not a curated record. Gene Ontology annotation, molecular function: RNA binding; translation activator activity; protein binding. Gene Ontology annotation, cellular component: cytosol.
GAGGAGACUGAAGACUGGACAAACGCUUUUGAAUUUGAUGAUUAAGAAAGUUGUUGGAUUUAGUAACAACAUAAACAGAAACUGCAAGGCAGUUUCAGUAAUAAAGUGUAGAUGAGAGACAGAUUUCAAAGGAUUAAAGAAUGAAGACUUAGACUUCCAGCCAAGCUGUGGUCCCAGAAGAUGCUAGUCAAGCUCAGUUCUCCCUACAGCCACUUCAGGAAAGAUCCUUCGUGGGAUUGCCAUUGAAUUCUUCCCUGCUUCGACGCUUCAUUCUCUGCUAGCUCGAGAGUUCUGUUGGGGGAGAUCCUGUUUCAGGAGCUACACGGCUGUGAUCCCUUCAGCUCCCCUGGAAGCACGGAGAGUGCUCUCCCUCAGGCUUCCUCCCUCUGGGUUUCUGAGCAGUCGUGAUGGAGAACUCCUCAGCAGCUUCAGCCUCCUCCGAGGCAGGGAGCAGCCGUUCUCAGGAGAUCGAGGAGCUGGAGCGCUUCAUUGACAGCUAUGUGCUGGAGUACCAGGUGCAGGGGCUCCUGACCGACAAGACGGAGGGCGAUGGGGAGAGUGAGAAGACGCAGUCCAACAUCUCCCAGUGGCCUGUGGACUGCAAUGACCAGUUGGAUGGCAGUUGUUCAUCCUCCCAAGGGAGAGGCCCCUCUCAACAGAAUGGCAACAAAGACAACUCUAUGGACAUGUUGGGUACUGAUAUCUGGGCUGCCAAUACCUUUGAUUCUUUCCGGUGUGGAAAAGGGAAGCUGGAAGAUGGGGAAGGAAUCAACUUGAACGACAUAGAGAAAGUCCUCCCUGCCUGGCAGGGUUAUCAUCCAAUGCCCCACGAAGCAGAGAUUGCACAUACUAAGAAAUUAUUCCGACGGAGAAGAAACGACCGGAGGAGACAGCAGAGGCCCCCAGGUGGGAACAAGUCCCAGCAGCACAGUGACCACCAACCAGGCAGUGCCAAACACAACAGAGACCACCAGAAAUCCUACCAGGGGGGCCAGGCACCCCACCCCUCAGGGAGGCCUAACCACCAUGGCUAUAGCCAGAACCGACGGUGGCACCACAACAACCCAAAACAUCCACCCGGCGACAAGGAGGCUGCUACCCACCGCAACAACGCCAAAGAAACGGAGAGUCUGAAGAUCGAGGAUGCCCCUGUGUGCACAGUGCAUAUCCCCCUGGACAUGCACCGGAACCCCGAUGCCCCACCAACGGAUAGGUCACCACCUCAGCAGCCUGGAGGCCUGGAGGUGGAGGCCAAACGAAAAGACAGUAUUAUUAAUGAUCGGAUUGGGGAGCGGCCCAAAAUUAACCUGCUCCAGUCUUCCAAAGACAGGCUGAGGCGAAGACUAAAGGAAAAGGUACCGGAAGAAGUAACAGUGAUGCCACCCAAUCCCCAGAGGAAUAAGAUGGACAAGCUGAUAGAGAUUCUGAACAGCAUGAGGAACAACAGCAGCGAUGUGGAUGCCCAACUCACCACCUUCAUGGAAGAGGCCCAGAACUCCACCAACUCUGAAGAGAUGCUGGGAGAGAUUGUCCGAACCAUCUACCAAAAGGCCGUGACAGACCGUAGUUUUGCCUUCACGGCUGCGAAACUCUGUGACAAAAUGGCCCUCUUCAUGGUGGAAGGGACCAAGUUCCGGAGCCUUCUCCUCAACGUGCUGCAGAAAGAUUUCACCAUGCGGGAGGAGCUACAACGCCAAGACGUGGAGCGCUGGUUGGGAUUCAUCACCUUCCUCUGUGAGGUGUUUGGUACCAUGCGCAGCAGCACUGGGGAACCAUUCCGUGUCCUUGUCUGUCCCAUCUACACCUGCCUCAGGGAGUUGUUGCAAUCUCAGGAUGUGAAGGAAGAUGCAGUCCUUUGCUGUUCCAUGGAGCUGCAGAGCACCGGUCGACUGCUGGAAGAACAGCUGCCCGAAAUGAUGACAGAACUCUUGGCCAGCGCCCGGGACAAGAUGCUGUGCCCUUCGGAGUCGAUGCUGACACGGUCGCUGCUUCUCGAGGUCAUCGAGCUGCAUGCCAACAACUGGAACCCCCUGACACCAACCAUCACCCAGUACUACAACAAAACCAUCCAGAAACUGACAGCCUGAGGAGGCAGGGUGGGGUGGGCCGGGAGGGCAGGCAGGCCAGGGGGCCCCAAGGAGGGCGGGGAACAGGAUGGGACAGGACAGGACCGGGAGGAAAGGGGAUGGCCGGAGUAGGAGAAAGACCGUGCACCUAAAUGAAAGCAGAAAAGCAGGGCAGAAAGGCCCAAUGGCAAAUCGAGAGAGGGAAAGGAGCAAAACCCUCAGGAGCCGAUACCUAAGGGGAGCCACCACCCCCUGCUCCAUGCAUGCAGCAAUACACAUCCAUAAAGGAUGCAUGUCUCUUUUUAGCAGGGGCCCCCUGCCAUCUCCCUACCUAUUUUCUUAAUUCCUUAUCCCCCUGCUUCCCACUUCAUACCCUGCAGGGUUUCUGUUGGAGGGGGUUCAUUCUUGUGACUCCAUGACAGCCGUGACAGACGCUCACUCACCCUGGGACACCAUUUGGGUCAGAAAAGACCACAGAGGGUUGAAAACAGGCCUCCAAGUCUGGCCUGGUAUUGUUUCUCACCCCACCCCACCCCCACUCCCUUUAUGUCAGUUUGCAGUAGCCAACUGGCGGAGGCGACGCAUGGCAGAUGUCUUGGGAGGACAAAAGAACACAAGGUCCACACCAGACGCUUGUAAUUGACGACUUUUGUCCAGCAGAGCUUAGUUUGGGUAGGGCUUGGGAGGUCUCCUCCAGCCCCUCACCCUCCACCGGACUGACUUCAGUUGUCUUCCCUUUAAUUCCUGAAACACAGGAGGAGGAGGGAUGUUUGCGGUUCUAUUUGCACUCUUGGGAGACUGUUUUUAUAAAAAGACAGUGACUUUGAAGUCUCUUUUCUCUGUGAGGAGAGCCUCCAGUGUACACUCUGUGAGCACCCCCUGAGUGGCAGGGAGUGCAGGUCUGGGGGUGGGGGGCACCACAAUCCAGGCCUCAGAGCUAUAGUAGCCAUUUAAGAUAAUCAAAUACUUCAGGUCCAGCAGGGGCUUCCUCCAAGAAACCCACGCUAUGCCAUGUCCUUUGGGCACUGACCUGUGAUUAUCCCUCCUCCCUAAGUUCUGUACUGGAGUCCUUAGCACUAUAUACAUAAGACUGCUCAGUUAACUUAGCCCUAGUCCCAGAGGACCUUGGGAAAUACAAGGAAAAGAGGCUGGUAAAUGGGAGUGGGAGUUGGGGGGGCGGGGAGGAAGCCUCAUGGUGUUUGAAGGCUCAAAGGAAGUAUUUCCACUGAUGUAUAGUGUGGUCUGUUCUCAGGGCCUCAGGCUGCAAGAUGAAUGACAUUGCCCAGGGUGCUAUUCUGACUAGCCCCUGUCUUCAUUGAUUGGGCCUAUGUCAUGGUACCCUAUGGAAGGAAGCUCCCUACCAAGAUCAAAAGUCAGUCCAGAAGUAUCUCUGUGGCCUAGAGAGGGAGGGUAGAAGCCAAGCAAGCACUCAUUGGAGCACAGUGUUAUUAGGAAGAGUCAUGAAAGUGGGUACUUCAGGAUGGAGAUAUUCCAGAGCCAAUGUUGCAACCAGUGUUAGUGCAUGAGACGGCUUUCUAGGUUUCUGAGGCUCAGCUGGGAUCACCUGUAUUAACAUCCUGGGUUUUGUUUUUUUCCGCAAAACCCUGUCCUUCCCCCAUACCUCUACCUGGCUGCAUGAAGUUCAAUACAGUUUGUACUGUUUUGAGUAAUAGUAACAUGGACCAGAUAGAGAAAUCUCAUACCUGGACUUGGGCCUGUUUCUUGGAAGCCAGGAAGGUUGUCUAGGACAACUCUAGUUAAACAUUUUCAAUGGGCUCUUGAACGACUCAUUUUCUGGGGACAAGAGACCUGAACAGGGACCAGGAAAUGAUGUCAGAUUUCAGCAGCUUCCUUAUUUGCUCCUUUAUUAAGGCUUGCCACUCACUAAAUCAUCUCUCUGGCUGCUCAGGCCCAAAGCCUGGUAGACCUGAGGAAUUAGAGUGAGAUGUAAGGAAAGGAAAGAUGGUCUCCUCCCAGCCCCACUGUGACCAAACCUCAGAGUUGCUUUCCCAAGCAAGAGAAUUCACACUCCCCUGAGUCAGGUGGGUCCCUGACAUUCCCCAAGUCCACUCCCUGGCAGAUGAUUUUGCAUGGCCAUUCCCUGAAAACCCGCCCACCCACCCAUAUGAGAGGAGAGAAGAGUAGAGGUCUUCCCUAACCCUGGGGUUCUCAGACUGUACCACAGGAGCUAAUGAGGCAGCUGUCCUCCUUACCACAUACAUCUUCAUUUUUUUUUCUCCCUCAGUCCUCUUUUUCUCUUUUUUUCUCAUCAACCUCCCAUUCUUUUCUUUUUCUCAUGCCCUCUUUCUUUCUCCUAUUCCCCAACUCCUUAAGCUUGCCACUGCUCCCCAGGGACUUGCUCAGCCCUAACAGAGGCCUAUGGUAUAAAAAGAUUACCAGCUGUUGGCCUGAAUUGUUCAGUGAUGGUGAGAAUACUUGUAGAAAGCCAGAAGAAAGACAGUCUCCUAAUAGACUCAGCCAGUCCUUGUCAGGAGAGAACAGUAAAGGGCAGAAACAACCAAUCCACCUGAUGAGAGUAAUCAAAGGAGACCUUCUAAAGCUAUAAAUAUGUGUGGAGUGGAUCUGGUCCCAAAGCUCUGGUGAAAUCAGGAGAAAUAACUAGAUGUGAACCACCUGUGAGCUAUGGGAUCGGAGAGGAAGAAUGGGGAGUGGACGAACUGAGGGAAGAAGGGCAUGGACAGUGUAAAACCAAGACAAGAAGUUCUGAUGUGUAUAGCGGGGCUUUCUCAAAAGGCCUUCUCAUGGACAAGGCCCCUUGCAGGAGCUAUGGAGGCAUGUCCCCAUGGUCCCCAUUUGAAGGGUCCCCAGUAGGGCGGUGAGGCUUACUUCCUCCAGUUCUCCCACGCUAACCUGUGAGCUUGCUCCUUAACUCUCAUGGCGAUAGUGUGGAAAAAGUAAAAUAGUAUACAUAUAUAUAUACAUAUAAAUAUAUUUUUAAUUACAUAUUGUGUCAUGGUGGCUUCCGGCAUACAUACGGUUUACACAGGUCAAUCUGUUGCUUUAAAGCGCUUCCUGGCCAAUCUGAAUAACCAUUUAAAGCCGUUUUCUAUAUCUAGUUGCUGCUACUUUUACAGACUUGUGAAAAGUGCUUCAGAGAUUUAAAAUAAUAAUAAUAAGCCUAAACUCUGGGGAGCCAUCAUCUGAUAAGAACAUGGGCAGGUCUAAAGCAAUACUCUGCCCACCCUCAGAAAGCCCUGAUCCCCCAGCCCUGAACCUGGGGCCAUUUCUGGCCUUCACCUGGUGAACUGUGGUAGGCCCAGUUUGACCUCUAAAUGUAUUCAAGGGAAACCCGAAACAGAGGAAGACUGGAUCUUUCCUUUCUAAGGCUUCAAGUUCAUACCCAAUUGACCACAACUUUCUGAGAACAUUUAUGAAGCCAAGCCACGAUAGCCAGUGGUCAUUCUUAUUUAAGCACUUUCCCCAGUGGGCCAGCCUACCCAAGGGUCAGCUUUUAUCACCAUUUUCCUUCAAAAGAAAUGAGAUCACCUAGCUGUAGUCUUAGGCAUCAGGCUGAAUAGUUUCAGUCCAUUUCUUUGUACUACAGCCCAAACUGACUCCUAACCUUUGCUAGACAAGACCAGAGAACUGCUGAAACACUGGAAACCCACCUUCCUCUGGAAUUACUCUCCAGUUAAUUCAGUCUGCCUAGGUUUGUCUUGCUGUCAGCUGCUUUGUAAACUUAAGUUUUUGGAUCGUCCUGUCUAUCCAUGUAAAUGUAAUUGUUGGCCGAGGUAGUAUUUAUUUCUUAUUUUUAUUUUAUUUUAUUUUAUUUUUCUAAGGGAUGGAAGGAGCUUGAAAUAUGUCACUCACUGAUCAUGCCUUGGAAAAUCUGCAGGAGGCAGAACCCCAGAUACCAAGGCCAUCAGCCAGGGCCUGGAUCAUGACGUAGGGAGGGGGAAGUAUCCCCAAGGCUGUGGUCAGAAGCUGUUAUCUGGCAGCAGGAAUUAGUCAGCUCUUCUCUUAGAAACUGUCUCCACUGGGAGCCAAGUGGGAGGGGGGAAGGGGUUGACAGUGAGGAGUGAGAAUCCUUUACCUGAUCUGAGAUUCCCAUGUUGGGAAAACUGAGAAUGGAAGUGCACAGAGGACAGAAGAUAGGCAGAUUCUCCUCUGCUCCAAGCAUUUACACAGGUAGUCCUGAGGUCCCAUGCCUCCCAGAAGUAUGCUCAUGAUCCCAUAAGGACCUAUCUCUGGGGGUUCCAUGGAUCCCUGUUAAAGCGUCUGCGUGAAUUUGAGACACAAUGGAUAACCUCUUCCUUGAUAUGUACCACUUUUCAGCUGGACCCGAGAUACUAGUGGGUUUAAUUAAUAAUAAAUCAGAAUCCCACAAAACCCCCACCCCUUAGCUGUAUGUGUGUGUGUGUGCGCGCGCGCAUGCGACAAAGGAGGGACCUCUUCUGCCCCAAAUCAAACACAUCUAAUGGCAUUAGUGGGGACCUCAGAGGAAAUGCUGCUGAAGACUCGGGGUGGCUCAGAGAUUUACAGUAGCUGGUUUCAAUGUAGGUUGGGGAUCAGGAUGUGCUGGGAGGACCAGAGACAGAGGUUGAAUGCCAGGGUGAUAGGCAGAGGAUAGGGCACAGGGGAAGGAGAGAAUACACACAGAACAAGCCAGAGGCUCGGGCUGCAGAGCGACAAGCUGUCAGCAGAAAAUCUACCCGGCACAGAAUUAGAUUGGUUCAGUUAAUGGGGAAGGGUUUCCAGACAGAAGGUUUGUGUUUCCUCACAGUUACUUGGCUUCUGUUUUUCCCCAGAGCAGUGUUCCCAUGCAGGCAAGUAGAAGAAGCUCAUUUGAGGAAGGCUGUGAUUCAAAAGGAUGGGGAUGAACUGAAUUGAGGUGCUUGGGAGGGCAAGUGGUUGGUUCUCCAGCUCCAAGCAGAUAAGUCUACAGAGACUGAUCAUCCCCAAAAGGCCUGGCCAUUUAUUUUCUUAUGAUGACAUAUACUUUAUUUUUGCAGCAACCCUCACACAGCAGGGCUCUGGAGAAACCUUCCUCCUAGUCAGAGCCUCUCCCUCUAGGCUUAUACUCAGUCUGGGACUUAACUGCUUGCCCCAUAAUUUCACAGGGCUGGUCUCAGGGGGCCAUCCCCAGCCCCACUCCUCUCCAAAGAUGCCCCUGGGGAAAGGAGGCAAGGACAUUCAUUGCAAUGGUGGGGUGGGGGGAGUGGGGAGGGAGGAGAGGGCCCAACUUCCUCUAACUCAACCAUGGAAUCAUGCACAUAAGAGAAGCUAGGGAAGGAUAUAAUAUCUCUAUAUAUUUAUUGUGUUGGAGAAGAUAACAUUUUAAUUUAAUCAUUGAUCAUAUUUGUUAAACUAAAAACUUUUUUUUAAGAAAAUGCAAGGGUGGGAUGGGGAGGAGGGGGGAGCAGUUAUGCAAGGGCCUGGGUAAGGGCGAAUCUUAUUGAGGACUGCUGAUACUGAGAGACGAGACAGUUCUGAAACGCUGUAUGCUAUGAAAUACAUUGUCUGAGUAAUAAAUGUUUCAACCCUGACAUUUCAUCA